Molecule: messenger RNA, 771 nt
Organism: Pyricularia pennisetigena
Lineage: Eukaryota; Fungi; Ascomycota; Sordariomycetes; Magnaporthales; Pyriculariaceae
Exons: 3
Coding region: 1-771 (256 amino acids)
Biological process (GO): glucan catabolic process
Molecular function (GO): hydrolase activity, hydrolyzing O-glycosyl compounds
Source: RefSeq, a predicted model, not a curated record
AUGUUUAAUUCUGUACCCCAUUUCCUGCUCCUGACCUCGGGAGUCGGAAUCUUGUUGAUGCCACAAGUGAUGGCAGUAAGGACCAUGAUACCAUCCACCAGCUUCGACAAUCAAGCCAACUUUGAUGCAGACUGGGAAUACAACUAUCCCUGGGGCACUGACCACAACGGCGCCGCGCGUAUGGAUGGUGCCAAUGCGGUCCGGUUGGCGGGCGACCGCACGCUUGUCAUCACUGCCCGCCGUGCUAACAACCUGCCGCCUGCCACUCACGGCGGCAAACAAAUUGCUAUCAAGUAUCUCUCCGGGGCCAUCCAUGCCAAAGAGCGGUUUACGGUCAAGCAAAACGGCGGCUACGAUUUCACAGGAGAAUUUAAAGCCACAACAACCAAGGGCACCUGGCCAGCCUUCUGGCUCACAGGAGUGGACAGCUGGCCCCCUGAAAUUGACAUGGCAGAAUGGAAAGGAUCCGGGAAAAUCAGCUUCAACACGUUCAACACCUCGAGCGAAGUUGCUUCGUUCAACCCAGAUUACCCUACGCCUGACCAAUUCCAUAGCAUCAAGUGCGAAGUGAGAGACGUUGGGCAGGAUGUCCGCGCCAAUUUCUACAUGGAUGGCAGCCUGGUCACCACUCAGGUCGGAAAAGGAUACGUGGGGAAACCUCUCUUCCUGAUUAUAAACUUACAGAUGGAGGGAUCUUCGGGCUCCCCGGGACCUGAGUCAGAUACGGAAUACGCCAUACGAAACCUCGAGGUUCUUUCCUACAACCCAUGA